Molecule: messenger RNA, 2213 nt
Organism: Harpegnathos saltator (Jerdon's jumping ant)
Lineage: Eukaryota; Metazoa; Arthropoda; Insecta; Hymenoptera; Formicidae
Gene: Srp54
Product: splicing regulatory protein 54
Exons: 3
Coding region: 267-1739 (490 amino acids)
Cellular component (GO): nucleoplasm
Molecular function (GO): RNA binding
Source: RefSeq, a predicted model, not a curated record
AUUUCAGCUCGUCUUUUUCUCUAAUCGUUGUUUAGUAAGAUCGAGUAAAAUAACGAGAAAAUUCGAGUAGUGUUUUCGUUGUGGGAUAAAGUGUAAUUAUUUUGUAAAAAUUUACACUUGCGCGCAACCGUUCAUAAUGCAGAUAAUGUUUGAACGAUAAAUAUGACGUGAUUUAGAUAAAAUCUGAUUGAAUGAAUCAAUAUAACCUCGUUCCGCAACUUUUGUUGUGCUUUGUUGAGUGAAUCGAGCGGUAAAACGUGUCCAGAAUGGCGGUCGGCUCGACGAAAGUUGUUCAGGUGACUAACAUCGCACCUCAAGCUACCAAGGACCAAAUGCAAACUCUUUUCGGAUAUCUCGGCAAAAUUGAAGAUAUCAGAUUAUAUCCUACGAUCAGAGACGUUGCCGUACCCGUACAGUCACGCAUAUGCUAUAUCAAGUUCCACGACCAGGGCUGUGUUGCUGUGGCGCAGCACAUGACUAACACAGUCUUCAUCGACCGUGCACUUAUUGUAAUCCCUUACCAAAAUGGAGAUAUUCCGGAUGAACAACGUGCUCUAGAACUAACCAACAAUGGCACAGUUGUGCCAGGUCUCUACCCAUCAGAACCAAAACUGCCACCAAAUGUGGUGAAUGCCAUCGAAGGUAUCCCUCCAAAUCAUGUCAUCACUACUAUGGAUCCCAAGCUGGAAGCGAAUGGAUUGCCACCUUAUCCACACCUGCCAGGCCAUUUGGAUAGUAGACGUAUUGAGGAGAUUCGGCGGACACUGAUAGUGGCGAAUCUGGAUGCGUCUGUGAGCGCUGAGCAGCUAUUGGAAUUCUUCAGCAACAACAAUGUGGAGAUCAAGUACCUGCGUAUGUGCAGCAGGGACUCGGAUACUGAACAUUAUGCGCUAGUGGAGUUGUCGGAGCAGGGUGCUGUAGUUGCUGCACUGUUGUUGAAUGGCAAAUCGCUGGCGGAACGUCCGAUUAAGAUCUACCACUCGACCCAGGCAAUUGCGAAGCCGGAGGCGAAGAGUAACGAGGCCGCACAGAAGGAGAUCGAGGAGGCAAUGUCGCGGGUGAAGGAAGCGCACAAUCUCAUCUCGGCGGCGAUCGAUCCUAUGAUCGGCAUGCUCUCCAAAGAUAAGCGCAGUAGAAGUGGCUCGCGCAGUCGGAAGUCCCGUUCACGCUCGCGCGGCCGCAGCCGGCGCUCCAGAUCGCGCAAAAGAUCGCGGUCACGCCAUCGACGCUCGCGAUCUCGUCAUCGUUCGCGCUCUAAACGUUCUCGAUCGAAGGAGCGCCGGCGCAGCUCGCCAUCGCGACGACGCAGCGGUUCUCGCAGCCGCCACAGAUCACGUUCCAGAUCACGUCGAUCAAGAUCACGUCGAUCACCGUCCAGAUCGAAGGAGCGGAAAAAGAGAUCGCCCCGACGUCGUAGUCGCUCACGUUCACGUAGCAAACGUUCCAAGUCGAGAUCUAGACGCUCGCGUUCUAAAUCCAAGUCCAGGUCGUCUAAAUCCAAGUACUCUGAUAAAUCUAAGGACAAGGACCGGGAAAGGCGCAGUAAGGAUAAGUCGGACAACGGUAAGAAGAGCGACAGCGAUCGGGAGAGGCCCGAGAAAGAGAGCAAGAGUGAGAAAAAGAGGUCCAGCAAGGAGAAAAAAUCCAGCGACAAGUCAGAGUCGAAAUCGGAGGAGAAGGGCAGAUCCGCUUCGGAGAGCAAUGACAGCAAAGAGAAGACUGCCGAAUCGGAGAAUUAAAUGGGACAGGUUAUGCGACUUGACGAAGUUUCAUUCAAUAAUUUCGUCAGUUUCUGAAAAUCUUCAUUUAUCUUUAUGUAUUGAUACAGUAACAAAAAAGAAGAAAAAAAUAUACAACUUCACAUCAUUUGAGAGCUUCUUCCUUUCGGAUGCGAUGAUCCAUUCGCUCGUUGAUAACUAGAAGCCAUCGUCAAUUACUGGCUGGUUGUCGCUUAGGCUUUUGGCUUUGUUCGCUUCUUUCUCGGGACAGGCGGCGGCUUGAUAACGUCGUCGCUUAUUUCUAUCAUAGGUGCUUUGGAUGGCCUUUAAACAAUCGUGAGAAACAGUGUGCUAUGAUAUGCGAUUUAAUUGUAGCGUGUGUUUUAGUCUAAUAUAUAGAAAUUUAUUGCAUAUAUGUGUAAUAAACUUCUAUACAUAAAUAUAAAUCAGUUUUAAUGUAAUACAUAGAAUAAAGGCAAAAUUAUCGAGAGUUUA